AUGUCUCCUAAAACGUCAGGCUCUACUCAUGCCAUCCUCACCGACCGAAGCUCCGAACCGGACCGGGAAUGCGAUGGCGGAGAGGCCUCUGACUACUUUUAUAUCGAUAAAUUCACCGAGGAUCGCCCCCCGCACCUCAACGACGAAAAUUUCCCUUGUACACGACCUAACGGCCCUGCCACUCAACCUAGGCGGUGCCUCCCAAUUAAAAAUAUGAAUCGUAUCAACAACGACAUUGAGCACGUGAUGACUGGUAGCGACGCGAACUACACCUUCAUGCAAUACACACCAUCAUGUUCUAACACGAACACCACCUUAAAGCAUGGUGACCCUUUCGUGUCUCGGCCCAACUUGGGUUAUUACAUCAACCACAACUAUGUCGGUGAUGAUAGUGCCCAGCCCUUGACCACGGCAGCCAUCGCCGCGCUUGACUACACCAACCACGCCCAGUCAUUUGACGGUAAUGUCUAUGGCUGGCUUCCCCGAGUCGGACGUGCUGAGCAGGUCGACCCAGUUGACUACUGGAGCACCACCCAUUUGAUGACCAAAGCUCCUAAGAGCCGCACCUCGAUGGCGACUAGCAUGUCGUGGUGCGUUGUCCCCUCGGCGCAUGAGCACUAUGAUGCCGAGAUGCUUCGCGACGUCGGACGCUGGUCCGAUAUCCCUACCGACCCUGUUACCGCUAAGGCGAGGAGCAUUCGAGACGAAGAUGUGUCUGAAGCCUAA
Daldinia childiae is the source of this 726-nucleotide messenger RNA. RefSeq lists its product as uncharacterized. The transcript has a single exon. The record is from RefSeq and is a predicted model, not a curated record. Lineage: Eukaryota; Fungi; Ascomycota; Sordariomycetes; Xylariales; Hypoxylaceae. Bases 1 to 726 code for a protein of 241 amino acids.